AAAUGAACGUCAGUGAGGGCGCUAAUGUCCAUAAGCAAUAUUUAGGGAUUUGUUUGACAGAAAAAACUGUAGUUCCGAAUACGGACACAUGCAUUACAAUAAUAUGACAAUAUGUAAAUGUAACAAAUAUUUCCUAGUUGUAGUUUGAAGCUAUCAGGUUUGGGUUGUUGCAUUUGACGAGUCUAAAGUUUAUUUUGUAAUCGAGUGAUAUCAGCGUUAGUAAAAUGAAAAAAGUUUUAAAUGAGUGGUGUAUCAAUGCACCAUGGGGUGAAAUUGCUCUUAUAUCCUGGGGUGACCCAAAGGGUUCCCCAAUACUGCUGGUGCACGGGAGACAGGACAGCUCAGCCGGAUUCAUUCCUCUGCUGGAGCUGCUGCCUGACAACUACUACUAUGUGGCUCUGGACCUGCCUGGCCAUGGCAAGUCGGACCCUUUUCCUAUUGGUAUAAUGCUGCAAAGAUUUCACUAUGUUGCUGCUAUAUCAAUGGUAGUGGACCACUUAGGUUGGGACAAGUUCAUGUAUUUAGCACAUUCCAUGGCAUCUGAACUAGGUCUUUUCUACAACGCAAUUUAUCCAAACAGAGUCCGAAAGUUCAUACUUCUAGAUCCAGGAUUAUCUCUUGUGAGACUAAUGAAAUACCUAUACAAUAAUUUUACGGACUUUUACAAAAAAUAUGACGAAUACUACACCAAUUACGAUGAUUAUGUAAAAGACACAAGGGUUUACAGUAAACGAAAAGCAAUUGACGCUGUGAAAAGAGCCAGAGGUCUUACUGAGGAGCAGGCCGAGCUUAUUUUGUCUAGGAAUCUACAGGAAAUAGGUCCGGACCAGUAUAGGCUAUCCUGGGAUAAACGAUUGAAAGUCCUAAUGACAUGGUACGAACCAGAAGAUUACUAUUUAGAGUUGUUUUCUAGGAACUGUCCGCCAUUGUUCAUCGUAUCAGCCGCGGAGAGUCUUAAUUAUUUCGAUCCAAAAGUCAGUGAGAGAAUGGAUGGAUUUUUCGAAAAGUUACGAGCUAAAGUGGAUUAUUUUCAGUUAGUUACCGUACCUGGAGGUCAUGAUGUACACAUCACUCAUCCAUUCAGAAUUUCUAAAGAAAUCUGCGAGUUUCUAGAGACAAACUAUGACCAUGAUUAUAAGUCUAAGUUAUGAUAAUUAUGUAAGUAUUUAAGAACAAGUUAGGUACAAUAGCAGUACUUAAACAAUGUGUCCUGAUUGGACCUUUCCUACAAAAUAAAGCAUAAAAUAAUGUACAUAGUUAUGUAAAGCACCCAAACAUUUAGGUAUUAUUAUUAGGAUAGGUGUGUAGGCACCGAGUAGUAGGUACCGACCAUAAUUAAAAUAUCUUCAAAGUAUUUUAAACUUACUAAGUAAGUACCUAUAUCGCUAUUAUUAGCUUAUUAAGAGUUUGGUGACAGGAAUUAGUUAGUAAAAUUACCUAUCUUAAAAACCUUUAAAGAACCUGAUAAAUAUAAUCAUAAUACA
Messenger RNA from Plutella xylostella (diamondback moth), 1484 nucleotides. Its product is annotated as serine hydrolase-like protein 2. The record is from RefSeq and is a predicted model, not a curated record. Gene Ontology annotation, cellular component: membrane. NCBI's taxonomy places the organism in Eukaryota, Metazoa, Arthropoda, Insecta, Lepidoptera, Plutellidae.